AACAUCAUUUCAAUUACAAUUACAGUUAAGAUCGAGCUAUACAAUAUAAACUAAUUUAACCCGAGGAAAAACCGAAUGCAUGAAGGACCUAUUCAAAUCUAGUACUUGGCAUUAUCAACCUCGCCAGCGUGUAAGGGUCAAAGUCAAUCAAUAUUUUGUUGACAAUGGCACUAACAUCAACACUGUGUUUGCAUUUUCGUGCUAGCCUACAACUUCUCUGCAUGACUUGCUAAAUUUGAGUUGCCAACAAUACAAUUUCUGUGUCGUCGAUACUCACUCACUCUGUUGAAAAGCAGGAGGCUUCAUCACAAGUGUUUAGCCGACAGUGACAAUCUACCUCAUCACAAGCCCACAGGCACGUGGCUCAAGGGAGUCAGAAUGGCUUAGGAACAGACUGUGUUGCUCUCAAAACACCGUUAUCCUUUUGAUAUUGUGUUGUCUGUCUAUACGGUGCCGUACUAUUUGCCCCAACAUGGCGCCGGCGCCCAGCAAGGAAGCGAGCAACACUGCAGACGCAGAGCGAGUUGUGUUACUUGGGGAUUUGAGCGUCCAGUUGCCAAAGCAACGCUCCAAAGUCGUCCGGAUUUUCACCAGUUCAACAUUUACAGACACCUCCACAGAACGUAACGCUCUGAUGCGAGAAACGUACCCGCGUCUGAAGGACUACUGCAAGUUAAACCAUGGCUUGGAGUUCCAGGUCAUUGACAUGCGAUGGGGGGUACGUGACGAAGCCACGGAUGAUCACAUGACGGGACAAUUAUGCAUGGCGGAGAUCGCAGCCUGCCAGCGACUUUCCGUGGGUCCAAACUUUGUGACGUUCCUAUGUCAAAAGUACGGGUACCGACCAUUCCCGCCCAAAAUUGAAAACGACGAGUUCAAACUAUUGCGCGAAACGUUGGUUGACAACGGUAAGCCAAUGGAAACGCUCGACACGUGGUUCAUCCGUGACGACAACUGCGUCCCGCCUGUUUACGUCCUUCAACCAAUCAGCUCCAAGCUACCAUACUUCAAUCGACAAGACGAACCGGAAAAAAUGAAAGCGAAUCAGGGAGAAUGGUGGACAACGUUUGAGUUGAUCCAGGGCCAGUUGCGCUUCGCUGCUAACGAAGCAGAGAAGCGUGGUUUGCUUACGGCAGACCAGGCCAAGAAGUACAGAAUAUCAGUUACUCACGACGAGGUUGAUCACGCCCUUUUGACGGUAACGUUUGAUAGACAGGAGCACUGCUUGUGCUUCAUCCGGAAAUUCAGCGAUUUGGAGAGCAAGAGUGAGACGAGAGAAGCCUCAAAGUUCAUUGACCUCCAGGCUGGGAAGGUAGAUACCGAUGCGCAAGAAUUACUGUCUGAUCUUCGUGAUACGAAAAUCGCCCAAGUACUCCCGCCAUCCAAUAUAAUCUUAACUGAGCUUGGCGAGUGGACGAAGGAUGGGGUUAGUCUUGAGAAUGAGAAACAUCGAGAGUACAUCAAAGGUUUCCUGGAUACUUUUUACACCAAGAUGGUAAGCAUGAUCGAUGUUGGUGUCUUUAAGGAGAAGCUUGCUAGUCUGGAAGAUCCCUUACACCAGGAAGUUCUGCAGCACCUGUCUUUCUGUCUCACCAAAUGUGUUGGGUUCCAGGGUCGAGAUGAUGUCAUCAAGAAGGUGGAAGACUACGUCUUGAGACGGGUGAAGGGUGAUAACGGUAAAGGUGGUGUUCCAAUGGUUCUGCACGGAGAGUCAGGAAGCGGGAAGACGUCCAUCAUGGCAAAGUGUGCAGCUCUUGUCAAGCAGUCGUGGCUUCCAGGCUCCGGCACUGCCAUGGUGCUACGAUUUCUUGGUACAAGUCCAAAUACCUCAUCCAUCCAGCGAGUUCUGACAACACUCUGCAAACAGAUACUGCAGGUGUAUAAUGAGCAAGACUUCGAAGUUCCUACUGAUUAUAACAAACUUGUUACGGCCUUCUCUAAAGUCAUGAAAUUCGCCACGGUUGAUAAGCCCCUUGUCCUUUUCCUGGACUCACUUGAUCAGUUGUCAAGUGAACAUGGCGCUCAUCGAAUGGGUUGGCUCCCGAAGGUGCUGCCACAGUACGUCGCUCUCGUAGUUUCCACACUUCCAAGAGAGCAUGGCAUCCUGGAAACAGUCAAGGAAAGACUCACUGACUCAUCUCCAUACAUUAAAGUGGUGCCCUUUUCCCAAGAGGAAAGCACAGGUAUCUUAGAGGCAUGGUUGACUUCUGCCAAAAAGUGUGUCACAAGCCCUCAACUUGAACUGAUUGAUAAGGCACUGGCGGAGUGCAGCCUUCCUCUGUUCCUUAAACUUGUCUUGGACCAGUCCAUUCAAUGGCAUUCUUACCAUCCCCUGGAAAGAUGCAUUCUCAAGACAAGUAUCCAAGACAUGAUCAAUCUGAUAUUCGGCAGACUUGAAGAGUAUCACGGCCAAAUACUCGUGUCUAGAUCCCUUGCUUACAUUACCUUGUCGCCUACCGGUCUCACAGAGACCGAGCUGGAGGAUCUCUUGUCCUUAGACGAUGACGUCUUAAACGAUGUCUACCAAUUCUGGAUGCCACCUGUUCGUCGAAUCCCUCCAUCCCUUUGGACAAGAGUCCGAAAUGACAUCAGCUCGUACCUAGUCGAUAGAGAUGCAGACGGUGUGACAGUGAUGUAUUGGUAUCAUCGUCAGUUCAUAGAGACAGCCCGUCAGAGGUACCUCCACGAUGCCAACCUGAAGAAAAAGCUCCACAAGACUUGUGCCGAGUAUUUUGACGGAACCUGGUCUGAUGGACGCAAGAAACCAUGCCGAUAUUCGGCAUUACAAGUCGAGCGUUUCGGGGUUCCAGCUGAGGCAGAGGAAGAUCGUAAAGUCUCCAGCCAACCACUGACUUUCUCGGGUGCAACGGGGAAAACUGAAGCCAAUCUGACCUUCAACCUCCGAAAGCUCACUCAGCUCCCUUUCCAUCUGACAGAAGCUGAAGAUUGGGACACUCUAAAGACAUCUGCACUCUUUAAUUUCGACUUUCUGCUGUGCAAGGUCAAGGCCCUCUCCAUGCAAGAUGUCCUGGCUGAUUUCUAUAAUGCUGAAGAGAAGACAACUGAUGCGGAGAUCAGCUUACUGCUUGGCGCCCUACGCCUCUCUUCUUCAGUCAUCUCAAACGAUCCUGACCAAUUGGCGCCAGAGGUCAUGGGAAGAUUGAUGAACGCAGCCAAUAAGUUCCCAAGAAUGAAGUCCCUCGUCGAUCAAGCAAAUACAAGAGGGAGCUUGUCUCUCCCGUGGUUGCCAGUCAGCACGUGCCUGCAACCUCCAGGUGGCAUGUUGCUGACGUCACUAGAGGGCCACACAGAGGAGGUAGUUUCCUUGGCAAUCACAAGUGACUCCCGUUUGGUGCUAACUGGCUCCAAAGAUAACACCGCUCGGAUCUGGCAGAUAGACAAUGGCACCUUGGUACACACCUUGACAGGUCAUAGAGAAACCGUUUACGGGGUCGAAAUUGCACCGGAUGAUCAGAGUUGUGUGACGUACAGCCAUAUGGGAGAGUACAUGAAGUCAGGGAAAGUAUGCGUCUGGAAUAUGGAGACUGGAGAUCUAAUCCACCGCCUGAAAGGGCACACCGGGUUAAGCGAGUCAAACUUGGCCAUCAGUGUGGACGGGAAGUACGCCGUCACCGGACUGCGGACAAAAGUCGACUAUGAUGACCCUAAUGAAGACACGGACUACGAGGAAGAAGAGAUCAUCUCUGAUUCAAAACAAAAACACAAGUUGGCAAAGAAAAAAGAGUUCAUGACGAAGAGAGAUGAGUCAGAUGACGAGGAUUGGGAUGAGGAAGAAUACGACGAUGAAAGCAGACACGUCGUGAUCAUCUGGAACCUAGAGACUGGGAAAGCCAUGCACUGGUUGAACAAGCACACAGAUGAUAUAAAGGGCGUCCUUACAACUGAGGUGGAUGACCGACAAGUGGCGAUAUCGUUCUCUCAAGAUCACAUGCUGGUUCUCUGGGACAUGCUGAAAGGUGAGCCGAUCCGGGAGAUGGAGGACGAAGACACGUUUCCCAUCUGGACGGUGGCGCUUUCCCAAGAUAGGCGACUACUCGCUGUCCACGGCUGUGAAGUAUCGCUCCAUAGCUUCCCUGACUUGCAAUACCUAGGAGACUCAAGAGACCCCGAGUCUAGCUCCACUGUCGCAACCAUGUACAUCUCAAGAGACAACUCUCGCGUGAUUGCCGGUCACUCAACUGGUGUCGUGAAAACGUUCGGGACUGGACAGGGCACAGAGAGAACGCUCCUCAAUCGACAAGAAGACUUCGAGAGAGAUGGUGAUGUCACCUGUAUGGUUGUUACUCCGAACGAAAUGUACGUGGUUGCUGCACUGAAAAUGUCAGAAGCUGCAGUUCUGAACCUGGAAACAUUGGAAAUAGAGGCCAAACUUCCACACAUCUUAAACGUGUCGUCGGUCGCUGUGACACCGGAUGGUUCCAAGAUUCUCACUGCAUCGGAAGACAAGAACGUCCGUAUCUGGGAUGUUGGGAAUCUUAAGAAGUCAACAUCGACCAAGGAGCCAGAAUUGAUGAUCAGUAAACACGACGGUUACACGUAUGAAGCAGUGACCCUGAACACCGAAGACAAAAUAAUUACAACUGGAGAUGAUAAAACCAUCAAACUCUGGGAUUUGAAGAGUGGGAAGCUGAUCAAAUCUCUCCAGGAUCCUAUGGAUGGAAACUGCUAUGCUGUCGCCAUUAGCAGUGAUGAUACCUUCAUGGUCGGAUCUAGCGACGGAUGGUACGUACUUAGCCUUCCAGACUUUGCGGUCAAAGGCAAGUUCAAAGAGCAAUGGAUCAAACCAUCUCAUUGUGUCAUCACCCCCGAUAACAAAAGACUUGUGGCAGGACUCGGUCAGCUCAAGUGGGAAAUCCGCAUCUUCCAUCUGGAAUCAGGGCAGACACAACAAAUCAUCAACUUGAGAUCGUGUGAUUUUCGCAUGCUGAGUAAUGGCCUAUUCGUCAACCAAUAUUUAUCGAGCAUGUACGACCCCUCUGGAAAGACAAAGAUACUCCAGCUCAUCGACAGCAGGUCGGGGCAAGUCGUUUCACAGCUUGGUCAUGAUGAUCGCGUCUUGUCCAUUGCCGUGUCGCCGGACGAAAAGAGGCUCGUCGCCGGCUCCAGCGACCACGACGUUCACUUGUGGCACCUGGACAGCUUCUCACACAUCACGGCGAUGAAAGGACACACAACUCGUGUGAUGUCAACGGCAUUCUCCCCUGAUGGAAACCUGGCGGCAUCUGGGGCCGAUGGCGGUGAUGUCAUCAUCUGGGACGUCCAAUCCCAUUGCUUGAAGCAUUCCAUCAAGCAGGCGAACGAGUCUGACGUCAAAAGUGUGAUAUUCAGUCCCGACGGCCGAUUCCUGGUGUCGAGUGGUGAGCAUGACAACUACAUUCAAGUGUGGGACACUAAGACUGGCAAGCAUGUGAUGAGGUAUCACACCUACGCAAAGAACAGCUCCAUUGUAAUGUCCGCCAAAUGCAACACUGCUGUUGUAACGCUACAGGACGGUAGAGUUGCAUUUCUGAAAUUCUCGGCUCGUUUCCAAUCAGCGAGCGCCAGCAAUGAGCAAGCAUCAAAUCUAAUCACUGAUGUCUCCACAAGCACGCCCUCAACGAUGAAUCAAGGGAAACCAAAGCAAAAACGUGGCGCCGAAAGAAAAAAUCCGCCAAUACUUCAUGAAAAACCCAAGAGUAAAACUUGUCAAGUUCUGUGAAAGAACUUUUAACUGGCAAGACACGUGACCAUUACACCUCAACUUUCUUCACUAACUUUGAUGGGAUUGGAUUUAAUUUGAUUUAUUUCCAUCCGUCACAUGAUAAUGAACAUUUGAAAUUAACGGACUUUAUACUAAACGUCAUGAAUGCCGGAGGCCGGCCGGUGAUGUUUUUAAGCUCUGGCAGGAGCUUGGUGGUCGGUCGGUCAGUUGGUCGGUAGGGCUGUCUGUCCCUGAUGAUUUACCCCAACAAAAUGUCAAAAUAAGUGAUUAAUUUACAAAAUGCCAUGCCGCGGUCAUAAAUUGCACUCUUGCUGGCGGUUUUUGGAACAGCGGUUUUGUUUCGAGCGAUGGGCAUGCGCUUUUAGUUUGCAUAAAUUAUGUCUCCAAAAAUUGACCAAAAUAAGCCCAAAAUAAGUUUCCCUACCAAAAACUACCAAAUUUUAAAAAAGCAAACAAAAUCAAUGAAAUGUUCAACAAAACUUGUUUGCAACAAUUCAGAAAGAUGAGUGUUUAUGGAAAGUGUGUAAAUGGUAGCAAAAUAUGUGUGGUAAUGUUAUAGUCACGUGGUAUUCAUCAGAAAUCGCUAUAAAUCUAGGUAUACAUCUGAAGAAUGGUGUUCCAUAAGUGCCAUUGGCGUCGGAUUUUUAAGCUCUGGUAGGCAUCAGUUUGAUAGAUUUCAUGCAAGACUUUCAGCUAUAUAUCUGAAUCAUACUAGUUACAACUGUCAUUUAUGUUGAAAGAUAUGCCGUGUUAAAAAAUAUUGAUUUCUGUAUAGCCUACUUUGAUGUUAGUGACGUCAUCAGCCUCGAGAGGCUUUGAAAUCCAGUGAAAAGGAAAAGGCAUUGAGGAUGGGGAACGCCGUCUCGCCUCCCCUUUGUAAAAUGCUUUGUGAUUGUUUAGGACAUUUGUCAAUUUUAAAACUGAUUUAUUUAGAUUAUAUGUUUAUUGAUUUGUUUAGUUUUCUGGUACCGUGUUGCUCGAUCGUUUUGGGGUUAGUCUGAUUUUCUUUCCUACUGUCCUUCGAACUUCCAAUAUGGGGGCAGGUAGCGAGCGGUGAAUUCUGAACACUUUAGGAGGCAAUAUGCCUGUCAAGCAUAGUGUUGAUAUUUCAAUAGGGCCAUAGGAAAAGGUCUUCAACGUAGGCUGUGAUUUUGAUGAUUUAAAUUUGGUGUACACAGUCAUGUGAAGCAUCAUCGAGUAAGACAACGUGUACAAAUCCAA
This is a messenger RNA of Patiria miniata (bat star), 6943 nucleotides long. RefSeq names its product NACHT domain- and WD repeat-containing protein 1-like. The record is from RefSeq and is a predicted model, not a curated record. The transcript is spliced from 6 exons. Gene Ontology annotation, molecular function: protein binding. NCBI's taxonomy places the organism in Eukaryota, Metazoa, Echinodermata, Asteroidea, Valvatida, Asterinidae. The coding region runs from base 473 to 5719 and encodes 1748 amino acids.